Molecule: messenger RNA, 501 nt
Organism: Saccharomyces mikatae IFO 1815
Lineage: Eukaryota; Fungi; Ascomycota; Saccharomycetes; Saccharomycetales; Saccharomycetaceae
Gene: YET2
Product: Yet2p
Exons: 1
Coding region: 1-501 (166 amino acids)
Biological process (GO): intracellular protein transport; endoplasmic reticulum to Golgi vesicle-mediated transport
Cellular component (GO): endoplasmic reticulum; endoplasmic reticulum membrane
Source: RefSeq, a predicted model, not a curated record
AUGGGUGUUUACUUAGCAGCGCUCUUUUCGUUGUUGGUCAUUGAAAUGGCUAUCCUUUUUGUUUUGGUGCUUCCACUUCCACAACGUAUGAGAAGGUGGCUGUACACGAGGUACAAUGCCAUAAGUUCUAAUAAGAAAUUUAGAACAUACAUGAUAGGAAUCAUGAUGCUUGUUGGUCUGUUGUUCGUUGAUUCAUGGAAGAGAUCACAGGUCAAAGUGUCUACGUACCGUGAUCAGAAAAAUUCCUUUGUAAUAAAUAGUGUAACUCCAGUCGAUGCGCUGGCUUCAAGGGCAUACAAUCAAAGAAAUGUUUACAUUUCAGGCUUUAUCAUCUACUUUUGUAUAUGCAUACUUACGGUUAUGAGUAUUUUACGAAGGAUAGUGGAGUGGAAUGAUAAAGUAAAAGCUGGAGAUGCGAUUCUGAGGGAACGGUUAAAGCAAAAGCAAAAAUACUUGAAAAAGUUGCAGAGGAAGGAGUUGUGUAGAGAGAAACGGAGCUGA